AUGACUGGAAAGAUCGCCCUGAGUAGUGUUUCUCUCAUCUUUGCCUGUGGAACAGCUCUGUUUUCUGAUGGUUAUGCCAACAAUGUCAUUGGUCCUGUCAAUACUCUUCUAAAACGCAUAUACGGCACUGGUUCCGACGGCAUCACUACGAACUACAGCACCACACUCUCUAGUGUCGCCUUCGCAGGCACCGUGGUGGGUAUGUUUACCUUUGGCUACCUCUCCGACAAAGCUGGACGCAAAUUCGGUAUGAUGUCCGCAACUGGGAUCGUUGCAGUAUUUUCUGGUCUCUCAUCUGCUUCGUCUGGUGCUAACAAUAGCCUUGACGGUAUGCUCGCUAUGCUUAUUGCAUGUCGCUUCCUUCUUGGGAUUGGCAUUGGUGCUGAAUACCCUUGCGGUUCCGUGUCCGCAUCUGAACAGUCGGAGGAAGAGGGCAUUGCUAAGAAUUCGCAACACCAGUGGCUUUACACCAUGAUUGAUUUUGGUUUUGUUAUUGGAGCAUUCGUACCAUUGGUUCCUGCUACUGGUGUCUUUCUUUGGCGGCUACGCAUGGAGGAGCCUAAUCGCUACAAGCGCGAUUCGAUGAAGCAUGUCCGUAUUCCAUACCGACUAGUCAUUAAAAGAUACUGGCGUGGCCUGCUUGGCAUCUCGCUAGCAUGGUUCAUCUAUGACUUUAUCACGUAUGUCAACGACCGCUUCCAGUGCACUCUGACUAUUCAUCUCCUCACCGUCGUCUUUGGUUGGUCUGUUGUGAUCAACCUGUUCUACAUUCCAGGCACCGUUAUAGGUGCCUUCUUCGUUGAUCUCAUGGGUCCAAAGGCCAUCAUGAUCACUGGCCUUCUCGCACAAGCGGUCAUUGGAUUUAUCAUGAGUGGUCUUUAUACACAGCUGUCACAACACGUUGCCGCUUUUGCUGUGGUGUACGGCAUCUUCCUGAGCUUCGGCGAGUUUGGUGCGUGGAAGUUGCGCAAUCACUCCCCGUCUUUUGAACUCUGUUUGCCUAGUCCUGGGCCUACUGCUGUGCGUGGACAGUAUUACGGUGUUGCAGCUGCUACUGGAAAAAUUGGCGCAUUCAUUGGAACUUGGGUGUUCCCUGUGAUGAUCAACGAUUUUGGUGGCUCAGGUUCAGCUAAAGGGAACACUGGCCCCUUCUUUGUUGCCAGCGGUCUUGCCAUCCUAAGCGCAAUCAUUGUAUACUUUCUUGUGACGCCUUUGGACCACGAUGGUAUGAAGGAAGAAGAUGCCAAGUUCCGAGAAUACCUCGAAGCGCACGGUUUUGAUACCUCACGUAUGGGUCUCCCUAAAACUGAAACCGUGUCAUAUGCGGAAGGCAAAGAGGCGGGUUUAGCGGUCAAGGACACUGACUCAGCGACCAAAGUUUAG
Suillus fuscotomentosus is the source of this 1383-nucleotide messenger RNA. Its product is annotated as major facilitator superfamily domain-containing protein. The coding region runs from base 1 to 1383 and encodes 460 amino acids. The transcript has 18 exons. NCBI's taxonomy places the organism in Eukaryota, Fungi, Basidiomycota, Agaricomycetes, Boletales, Suillaceae. The record is from RefSeq and is a predicted model, not a curated record. Gene Ontology annotation, molecular function: carboxylic acid transmembrane transporter activity. Gene Ontology annotation, cellular component: plasma membrane. Gene Ontology annotation, biological process: carboxylic acid transport; transmembrane transport.